AAUAAGUCUGUAUCAUAGACUGUAUCAUAGUCUGUAUCAUAAACGAUUGAAGCGUAGAAGGAAAAUUCUAUAAUCCAUGUGCCGUAAAAAUUUUAGUGAAUAUUGAGGGAACAUUCAAAAAAAGGGAUUGUGAAUUGUAAAUAGAAGCCUGACCAGUUUACUGUUUAUAUAUUUUCGUUGUAUAUUUCCUCGUUCCAAAGUAAUUUCGUGUUCCUUUUCUGCAAGAAAGUCUUCGUUCAAAAAAUGUUUGCGGCACUCUUUGCUUUUCUGCUUGUAACGACAUAUGCUGCAGAGGAACUACCAUCCUACAUUCAUGUGUGUGGCCGCAAAAAUCCCAAUUAUAAUGAAUGUAUCUUGGAUAGCGCCAACAUUGCAAAGAGUAGGGUGUGUACAGGGAUGCCGGAAUUUGACAUUCCUCCUAGCGAGCCACUAAUUAUUGACAAAAUAAUUAUUUUCAACACAAAUAAUCUUAAAUUAAAUCUCGAAGAUGUAAAAGUAACAGGAUUUUGCAAUUUCGAAAUAAAGUCUGUUAAUACAUCCUCUGAUAGGCUUCAUUUGAAAAUGAAUGUCGUGCAAAAACAUAUUGAUGUGCACUCCAAAUAUGACGUCGACAUACGUAUAUUGGUUUCACUUGUUAAUAAGGGACUAGUUAACGUUUCUCUAGAUAACGUAGAAGCAAUAUUGAGCAUUGAUUUAAAAAUAGAAACUAAAAAUAAUAAAACAGAAAUAUAUGCAUCGAAAGUAAACCUUGAUAUCCAUCUUAAAACAUUCAAAAUUGAAUUUGAUAACAGCGAGAAAGAUUUGGUUCAAUUACAUGAAGCUAUUAGACAAGUCGUAAACGAUAAUCAACAGGAGGUGCUUAAUAAAAUUGAGCCCGUAAUGGAAAAGAAAUUCUCUGAAAUAAUUAUGUCAGUUGUUAACAAGAUCACCUACAACAGAAUAGAGCAAGUGUUUCCUGAUAAACCAUAAAUCAUCUAGAACUCUGGAAAUUUUUUAUCACCAAGUCACUAUUAUGCAUCCUAUUAUGCAUCCAAAAGAAUAAUUAAAAUACAUUAUGUACAAUAUAUGUAUGUAUACUUUUUAAUUAUUAAUAAUAA
Molecule: messenger RNA, 1097 nt
Organism: Wasmannia auropunctata (little fire ant)
Lineage: Eukaryota; Metazoa; Arthropoda; Insecta; Hymenoptera; Formicidae
Exons: 3
Coding region: 244-969 (241 amino acids)
Source: RefSeq, a predicted model, not a curated record